Molecule: messenger RNA, 3850 nt
Organism: Sphaerodactylus townsendi
Lineage: Eukaryota; Metazoa; Chordata; Lepidosauria; Squamata; Sphaerodactylidae
Gene: ATRAID
Product: all-trans retinoic acid induced differentiation factor
Exons: 6
Coding region: 76-753 (225 amino acids)
Biological process (GO): positive regulation of osteoblast differentiation
Cellular component (GO): intracellular membrane-bounded organelle
Source: RefSeq, a predicted model, not a curated record
UGGAGACAGACAUCCUUGCCGGUCAGCCGAAGGGGAGGACCCAAAUUCUUCCCAAGCGUUGUCAUGUGAGCCAUCAUGGCUGCGCCCAGCUGGUUGCUCCUGUGCUGGUUGGGGAGCGCCAUCGCGGCAGCCUCGGGCUCCGAUCCGAGCCCCCCGCAGAUUUGCAGCGGCUGCUGCGCGGGCUCGGUGCGGAACGGCUCCGCGGUGGCCGCCUUCUGUGAUGCUCGGGUCGGCGCGCAAGUGCAGGGCCGGUGCUGCUUGGAGCGGGAAGCCGUCGUCGGGCUGGAUCUGGGGAACUGCUCGCUGGGUCACCUGUGUUCGAGCUUUCAGGAGGCCAGCACUGCUGUGGUCAUUGAUCUGACAGUCAAUCAACUGGAGCAUCUCCCUGAAGAUACCUUCCGGGGAUUCACCCAGCUACAAACUCUAGUUUUGCCAGUGGAGUGGGAUUGUCCUGGAGGUAGCAUCGUGUGGGACAAUGUCACCACCGAAGAAAGCAGCCGGAUCUGCCAAGGCCAGAGAAACCCCUGCAAUGGCUCUGGGGGACUUGGUUGGCUGUGCCCCGAGGACUCGCUUUGUGCUCCUGAUGGACCUGGCCUGCACCAGUGCCUUUGUGUAGGCCAAUUCCAUGGCUACAAAUGUUUGCGCCAGGGUACCUUUCCCUACCCGCUGUUCUAUGUGACUUUGGGAGCUGUCACCACUGGCCUGUCCAUCCUGCUCUGGGUCACCCAGCGGAGCAAAGUCAAGGCCGUGUAACAACCUCUUUCUGCUUCACACCCAGCCCUGUGGAGGAGAUGGCUUUUUCUCCUGCCUGUUUGAAGGCUGUUGUGGCCCCUCCGUUCGUUGGUCCUUCAAGAUCUGUGGUUUCAGCCUGUGGCCCCUGUUCUCUUAUGCAGUCUUCCCUAAAACACUUGAUCUUAACAGUUUCAGGAGGGGAGCAAUUACAUAGGGUCUGGCUGGUGCUCGCCACCAUCUGUUGCUUGUCUAUACUUUCACACUCCAGACCAAAGCGCAGUAAAACUGGGCUGGAUUGGGCAUGUUAUUUGACUCUCUCCGGCAAGAGGAGUGGGAAGAUCAGUUUUCUUGCUUCCCUGUCGGACCGAUAUCUUUGGGUUUCGUAUGAAAUUAUAAUAACCCCGAGUGAACUGGCUUGUGCUGAUGGUGUAGAGAGGAACCGCCUCAAUUGCCGGGAAGCAUUUCAGGAGUUGCUUUGACUGUUUUGAAAACUCUCUGACUUUCCAGUUUUCUUGUGCUGUGGAAGAGGCAUGUGUGCUUCCUGUUUCUCCAACCGGAGGCUUCUUGUUCUGUCAGGCUUCUGGAAGACUCUCCAAGCCACUUAGAGGGACAGAAAUAGAGACUCCCUUUCAACCUCGCUGUACAGUAACAGUGAAUUCUGCAGCCCAAAGAACCAACUGCAUCCUGCAGAAAGAGGCGAGGUUGGCCUGAGACCCUAGAGGGCCACUGCCAGUCUGCACAGACAAUACCAGCUUUGAUGGACUGGUGGUCUGAUUCAGUGUAAAGCAGUUUCAUGUCUUCUGUGGCAUGCAGAUGUUUUCUGGAAUGUUUUAGAAGCCCCUCUGCAUCGCAGGGGAGUAAUUUCUUGCCACUGACCCACAAACGGCUAAGGAGGGUACUAUAAAGAGAUAGGAUGAGAUGGGCAUUGCGCUUGAAGUCUAAGGGCAGGGGAGUUGGUUUUUAACCUGCAAAGCUGGGGCAAGGGAGUUCCUUGUAUGCAUACAUGCUGAGCACCUAUUCAUACACGGCUGCCCUGGCUGAUGUGUAACUGAAGACAUCUACUGUACUCUUUUGCACUCCUGUAUUUGAAAACUUCUGUAUUCAAAACUCAGUUGAUUAUUCAGAUGUUUUGUGCUUUUGAAAUAACUUCCAUAUUUCUUCCUUGUUAGAAUACAGCUAGCUACUGAUUUGACAUUGUAUACACAUUGCACGUGGACGUUAGUAGUAGAAGAAAUCAGUAAAGGAGAGAACAUGGAAGUAGGGAAGUAAGAUUUCACACACACGCCCCCCCAAAGAGAGACGGAGAACAGCAGACAAGCAGGAGUUACCACUGUUGACUGUUUCUUGCCCACAUGUUUAAAACGUAUUUUAUUUGAAAGAAGCCUAACUUGGCUCUUUAUUUUUUGAUGUUUUAUAUGUAUUUUAUUAAUAUUGUAAGCUGCCUUUAGCUCUGUGGAAAGGCAGCCAAUAAAUAAUUUAAAUGAAGAGAAUUAAGAAUAAAGAAAUGAAAAUAGAUGUUGGGUGGCUUAAAAGUAAGAAUUGAGACUGUCAAAGAAGUCCCUCUGACUUUCCAUCACAGUAGUUUAGCUAGCACUGAGGGUGCCUUUUGAGACAGCUGGGGCAGGCAGCUGCUUUCUCCUUCCUCAGUAUUUCUCAAUUCCUGCAGGCUUGUGUACUACGGUUCCAUGAGGAUUGACAUCCUCCCAGAAUUCUCUGCUGCAACCCAGUCCCGCAUCACAUUCUUUCACGUGCCCCACCGCCUCACAAUCAGCUUUCCUAGAAAUGCAGCACCACCAUCUAAUGGGGUUUGUGUGCAAAACAGACCAAGAGGGGCUGCUGGUAUUUGGCUUCUUAAACCACUUGGUUAAAGUUGGGGCAUGGAAAGAGUCCACUGCAGCUGGAGCAGAUGCUUGCUUAAUAAAGGUCCUACCAUGGUAAAAGCAGCUGCUCGAGGCCAGCCCAAUGAGCUGCAAUUCAUGAUUCCAGAGGAUGCACCCAAAGUCUUCUGCAUUAUGGCAAAAAACUACGAGGCACCCCUUAAGCUGUUUUCCAAGUGUGUUGUGGGUUUUCCGGGUUCUCCUGACGUUUCGCCUGCAUCUGUGGCUGACAACUUCAAAGGAUCUCUGAAGAUGCCAGCCAUAGAUGCAGGCGAAACGUCAGGAGAAAAUGCUACUGGAACACGGCCAUACAACCUGGAAAACCCACAACACCCUAGUGAUUCCAGCUGUGAAAGCCUUCGACAAUACAUGUAUUCUUAGUGUUUGGUGGCAAAGCUACCCCUGCUUUUUGUGCUAUCACAAAUGUUGUUCUCUCUUCGUUUGGCCCAGUGGUGAAAAGAGAGAAGCAAUUAACAAUAGUUUUGUGGGAAUGGGAAGAGGUCCCCAUCUUAAAAUUUCUGGCAUGGAGCUUCUGUUUUAUAUAGCAAACUGACCAAAUUGUAGUGUUGAUACCGUUUGGGCACUGGGGAGUUUGCCUUGUGUGUCACAAGAAAGGGGCUAUGUCUCACCACAUGACUGGCAUGUAGCAGGAUUAAAUUCAAUUGCUAGCCUUGGGUAUCAGGUGUUGUGAACAUGUCUCAACCAGUGUAGACAGUGCUUGGCUAGCUGGAUCAAUGUUCUGAGUCAGUAUAUGGUAUGUAAAUUUUACUCUGUUUUGCCUUUUAUACUUGCUGCAUGGUUUAUAGUUAAAAUUAAAUCAAAUUUGUACUUAUUUGGGCAAGCUCUGAAGUUCCAUUUAAAUGUUUUUCACAUUCUGGCUGUAAAUGGGUAAAAUGACGGUAGCUAUACAUAAUGGUUGGUCUCUGGGGGGUUGUGUGGUUUUCUGAAGAUGCCAGCCUCAGAUGCAGGCGAAACGUCAGGAGAAAAUGCUACCAGAACAUGGCCAUGCAGCCUGGAAACCGCAUAACACCCCAGUGAUUCCAGCCGUGAAAGCCUUCGACAAUACAGUGAUUGAUCUCAUUAACUGAUAAUUUUACUGUUGUACAACAUCUGGGCUUUUUCUUACUAGCCUAAAUCUGGUUUUUGCUUUGGUUCUGUGAACUGAAUAUUUUAAAUCCUCAGCUCUAUUUGACUGGGCAAGGGACUUAUCUCAUGUGAAGAAUAAACUACUAAUAAGGAGA